Vigna unguiculata (cowpea) is the source of this 2336-nucleotide messenger RNA. Its product is annotated as putative pentatricopeptide repeat-containing protein At1g02420. The record is from RefSeq and is a predicted model, not a curated record. Lineage: Eukaryota; Viridiplantae; Streptophyta; Magnoliopsida; Fabales; Fabaceae. Gene Ontology annotation, molecular function: mRNA binding; protein binding.
GUGCAAGUAGCAGAGUGGUCCAGGCCCAGUCCCAUCUUCUUCUUCAAGCACACGCGACAAUCUCUCAUUCUCCUAUUCUACAGCCGAAUGUGAAACAAGUAAGCAGCAGCCACAGUCGCCGGAGCCGCCGCCCGCAAUCGGAGGUACCGCCAGUCAGAGACGCCACCGAUUUUCUCUUCUUCCUUUGUACCUGAUGUUUCUUAUUCAUCCACUUCACCGUGCGUCAUACCCACACCAACACCAGCUCCCACGGCCGCACCAACUCUUUCCGGUUAAGUUCUUGUUUUCCUGAACGACCAUUUCACUUCACAAAUUUAUAAAAUGUUGGUGAGGCGUUUCUCACUGAAAUCGCCGUUGAAUUGCGCACUUCCCUCAACCGUAAUCCCGCACUGCUUCUCAAGCUCCAAUGGAAACGACGACGUACAGAAAGUGUUCGGCAUACUCAGCAGCACCUCCACACCGGAACAUCUGAAACAAUCCCUGAAAUCAAGCGGUGUUUUCCUCUCCAAUGAAUUGAUCGAUCAAGUUCUGAAGAGGGUUCGCUUCAGCCAUGGGAACCCCUCCCAAACCCUAGAGUUUUUCCGUUACACCGGAAGAAGAAAAGGUUUUUACCACACCGCGUUUUCCCUGGACACCAUGCUCUACAUCCUCGGAAGAAGCCGCAUGUUUGGUCACGUUUGGGACCUCUUAAUCGAAUGCCGUCGAAAAGACCAAACGGCCAUAACGGCUCGCACCGUUAUGGUCGUGUUGGGAAGAGUUGCAAAAGUGUGUUCCGUUCGACAAACAGUGGACUCGUUUAGAAAGUUCAAGAAGCUGGUGGCUGAGUUUGAUACUAAUUGUUUCAAUGCUCUGUUGAGAACGCUGUGUCAGGAGAAGAGCAUGACGGAUGCUAGAAACGUUUACCAUAGUUUGAAGCAUCAAUUUCGUCCUAAUUUACAGACUUUUAACAUUCUUCUUUCGGGGUGGAAGACCCCUGAGGAUGCUGAAGGGUUCUUCAAGGAGAUGAAGGAAAUGGGAGUAACACCUGAUGUUGUUACAUACAAUAGUUUGGUGGAUGUUUACUGCAAGGGGAGGGAAAUUGAGAAGGCUUAUAAGGUGCUUGAUGAAAUGCGUGACCGGGAUUUGUCGCCGGAUGUGAUCACGUAUACAUGUAUCAUUGGUGGGUUGGGGUUGAUUGGGCAGCCUGAUAAAGCCAGGGAUGUUUUGAAGGAGAUGAAGGAGUAUGGGUGUUACCCUGAUGCUGCAGCCUACAAUGCUGCCAUCAGGAAUUUCUGCAUCGCAAAGAGGCUUGGUGAUGCUUAUGGUUUGGUGGAGGAGAUGGUGAGCAAGGGUUUGAGUCCGAACGCAACUACUUACAAUUUGUUCUUUAGGGUAUUUUACUGGUCCAAUGAUUUGCAUAACUCUUGGAUCAUGUACAACAGGAUGAUGGUUGAGGGGUGCCUUCCGAAUACGCAGUCUUGUAUGUUCUUGAUAAGGUUGUUUAGAAAGUAUGAGAAGGUGGAUAUGGCACUGCAGUUAUGGGGGAACAUGGUGGAAAAGGGUUUUGGGUCCUAUACCUUGGUUUCUGACGUGCUGUUUGACUUGCUUUGUGAUAUGGGGAAGUUGGAAGAAGCAGAGAAGUGCUUCUUGGAGAUGAUUGAGAAGGGGCAGAAACCGAGUAAUGUGUCGUUUAGAAGAAUUAAGGUUCUCAUGGAACUAGCGAAUAGACAUGAGGCCCUUGAGAACUUGACGCAGAAAAUGUCCAUAUUUGGGCGACCACUCCAAUUGCAUCAAAGUUUGGUAUUGCAAAGAUCGUCCUAAUGGAAGCUCAUUCUGAGUUGUCAAUCUCCACAGCUCUGCUCACUGCUGCACUACAUAAGCAGCAUUCAACCUACCAAAUGUUUUCUGGUACGAAUACAGGCUGUUAUAAAAGAAAACUUUACUUAAUUUUAACAACCACUAAAAAAAUUAUUUAAUAAAAUAAAGAAAUUAUUCUUCUGAAAUAUGACAAAAAAAUACAACAAUUUGAAGUCAAGGACCACCAGACCAGAACAUCCAUUCAAAUCAUGAAAACAAAAUGAGACAAUCUAAAACGUCCUUAAAUGAUAAACCUACAUUGAAUGACUAAACUUAAAAGGUCUAAGAAUAAUAGACUUAAAGUAUAAAAGUGAGAAAGUUAAUAUGCUGUAACCAUGAAUUGUUUGACAGACUUAGUCCCUAGCCUUUGUGUGCAUAAGCAACCCGAAUGCGUCUGCCAUCCAGUAUCUGUGAAAGAAUAAGGAGCAAGGUCAAUACAUAACAAUGUUGGGUGACAUAAAAGCAAACUUCUUGAGCUAAUAAGUCCGCAUAUUUUUAAA